ACGUCCCGCCCCGCCCCCUCGUGCGUCGCAGCGGCGGCUAAAGUAUGGAGGGCGAGAGUACGUCGGCGGUGCUCUCGGGCUUUGUGCUGGGCGCGCUGUCCUUCCAGCACCUCAAUACGGACUCGGACACGGAAGGUUUUCUCCUUGGGGAAGUGAAAGGUGAAGCCAAGAAUAGCAUUACUGAUUCCCAAAUGGAUGAUGUUGAAGUUAUUUAUACAAUUGACAUUCAGAAAUAUAUUCCAUGCUAUCAGCUUUUCAGCUUUUACAAUUCUUCUGGUGAGUUAAAUGAGCAAGCACUGAAGAAAAUACUAUCAAGUGUCAAAAAGGAUGUGGUUGGUUGGUAUAAAUUCCGACGUCAUUCAGACCAGAUCAUGACAUUUAGAGAGAGACUGCUUCACAAAAACUUACAGAAACAUCUUUCAAGCCAGGAACUUGUAUUUCUGCUGUUAACACCGAGUAUAACAACAGAAAGCUGCUCUACUCAUCGGCUGGAGCAUGCCUUAUAUAAACCUCAGAAAGGACUUUUUCAUAGGAUACCUUUAGUGGUGGCCAAUCUGGGCAUGUCUGAACAACUGGGUUAUAAAACUGUAUCAGGUUCCUGUAUGUCCGCUGGUUUUAGCCGAGCAGUAAAAACACACAGCCCUGAAUUUUUUGAAGAAGAUGGAUCUUUAAAGGAGGUACACAAGAUUAAUGAGAUGUAUGCUUCUUUACAAGAGGAGUUAAAGAGUAUAUGCAAAAAAGUAGAACACAGUGAGCAAGCAGUAGAGAAACUACUAAAGGAUGUAAACAGAUUAAAACAAGAAAUUAAAAAAAGAAAACAUGCACAGAUUCAAGCAGCACGAGAGAAGAAUGUCCAAAAAGAUCCUCAGGAGAACAUUUUUCUUUGCCAAGCUUUACAGACCUUUUUUCCAGACUGUGAAUUUCUUCAUUCAUGUGUUAUCUCCUUGAAAAACAGGCAUAUUUCUAAAAGUAGGUGUAAUACCAACCACCACCUCAAUGUGGUAGACAACCUGACUUUAAUGAUAGAAUACACUGACAUUCCUGAAGCUAAUCCAGCUAGUAGUGCACUGCAGAUGCUGAAGCGUAAAGCUUUAGAUACAGAUGACAGGUGGCAAUUCAAGAAGUCACGGCUGUUAGAGACACAAAACAAGCCAUCUAAAACAGAUAGUGAUAGUAGUAACCAAGAAAAAGCAUCCACGAGCAGCCCAGAAACAGAUGAAGAGAUUGAAACAAUGAAGGGUUCUGGUGAAUAUCCACAGUCUCCUACAUUUUGAUCCUUUUAGCCCCAAAGAUUUUUGAUUCGCUGAAGGGUAAAAACCAUUGUUUUUGCUAUGUUCAGCCUAUAUAAAAAAGUUCUAGUACAUUUAUUUUAUAAAGUACUUUUAAACAUAUUAUAUGCUUUUAUUUUAAAACCAAAACCUUUUUUUGCUCCUUUUACUAAACUGUUGAUGGAAAAGCUUAACUAGAUAUUUUAAACGUGUACAGCAUUCUUUAGAAUUGGGAGAGACUAGCCUUAUUUUCACACAAGAAAGAAGUCUAAAGUUAGCAUGAAAAUGUAUUUAAUUUUUUCUGAGUCAUUACAAUUCCUACUCCUUAAGUUAUGAUAAGUAGUAUAUUAUGGCUAGGGUUGCCAGAUAAAAUGCUAAACAUCAUAAAUCUCCCACUCCCAAACUUACUCAGUUGUCCUAACCACACCUAAUUUAACAACUAAUUUUUUAAAGCUAUUUUUGUUAUCAUUCCAAAGCAUUUAGUUUUUAUUGCAACAGGAACUUUCUUUUUAAUGAUUAUUCUUCAUCAAUACAAUAACAAAUACAACUAACAGGUUAGGGUACAAAAUAGCUGACAAUGCAGAACUCAACAGGUAGGAGAGUCAUGGGCUUCAGUACAAUUUUUAGGAAGGAUGUAAAACCCAUUUAAUCCAGUGAGUUGGUUAAGUGGAGGUUGGCUAAAAGAGCUUUUGCUGUAUUUCUUGUAUUUGUCUUUUCUAUAAGAGAAUUUUCCAUGAAGUGUACACAUCACAUGAAACCUUCAUGUUUCACUCACUGGAUGAAAUGCUGAACACACACUUUGACCACUGCUCUUCCAUCUGUUAUUUCCUAAGUGAUAGAGCAAAUUCAUAGCCAGCAUCAAACUAUCAUCUGUGUGUUAACAUGCAUUAGUUACACAAUGGGGUGCAUAUGAAUCCCACAUAAUACCAGGGAUGAUUUGUGCAAAUAAUGAGUUUCUGCUGGGAUUUUUACUAGUUACCUAAGAAGCACUGUGGUAUUCCAAAGAGUAGAAGGAAAUAGGUUGUCAGCCUAAACCCUAAUUUUCAAAUAACCACAAACAUCACCAGAGCACACAGAACUUACUACAUAAUGACUAAAUGAAACCAACAAACGAAAACUGGGUACACAGGCUAAACUGGGAAUGGCAGAAGCAAUAAGCAGCCAACAUAUGCAAGUGUCUUCUCUACAUAACAGCUUGAGAUUUUUCAAAGAUGCUUACCUACUUACUCAAACUGAAGUCAUGCCUUCUAUACAAAGUUCAAUUUGCUAAAAUGCUAUAGAGGUACAAAAAUAUUUAGCUCAUACUUUAGCAUAAUGAUCCAUCUCCUUUGAAGAAAUCAAUACUAAACUUUCAGUUAUAGGAAGCUUGUUCAGCUUAUUAGUACACAGCUGAACUUCCAUGAUUGAGUUUGAUGCCCAACUUUCAGGUAUUCAAUAAAAAGGAGGACAAGAGUCCUUAUAGGACAUUUCCCCCAGUUUCCAUCUUUUGGCAGUUUUAUCACUGGAGUAAGAUAAGAUGACAUAAUAGAUUGCCUAUGGAUCAGUUUAUUUAAAGUAUAUUACCAGUUUCAGGACAGAUUAGGUCCUGUGACAGCACCACUCUCCAUCCAAUGUAACAUUUCUACAAAGGGAAGAUCCACAAUCCUAGCCAGGAAUACCUUAUUUGCUAGUUAGAAAAUCUCCCUGAGCAGUUUCAAGUCCACAGCCUGUCUCGUGGAUUUUUACAUUAUACAAACAUUCCACUUUCCUGCAUCCAUGUCCCUAAAAUACCAUUUAUAGAACAGUCUGGACCUAAAGUUAAAUCCCAAUACAAGUCACCCCAUAUUUUAUAUCCCACUAUCAGAGGUCUAUUAUUGUAUGACCUAUUAGUGGACCAGAUGUAAGUGACAAUCCUACAGUACCAAUUUUUAAAUUCAUCUAUGUAAAAUGUAAUGAGUGUCAACAUUUCAAAUAAUAGUUUUAGUUCAUGAACAUUCAGUGGUAUGAAUAAGAAACACUACUUUUUCACUCCUGAAACACUCUUCAUAAGAUUUCAUAUUAAUUAAAAACUUUAUGGUUUGAUAAUAUUUAGUCUAUUAAUUUUCUCAAGGUUGUUAAAUCUUAUAAUUUGA
Messenger RNA from Rhinolophus ferrumequinum (greater horseshoe bat), 3379 nucleotides. RefSeq names its product abraxas 1, BRCA1 A complex subunit (gene ABRAXAS1). Gene Ontology annotation, molecular function: polyubiquitin modification-dependent protein binding; microtubule binding. Lineage: Eukaryota; Metazoa; Chordata; Mammalia; Chiroptera; Rhinolophidae. The transcript has 9 exons. Gene Ontology annotation, cellular component: nucleus. The record is from RefSeq and is a predicted model, not a curated record. Gene Ontology annotation, biological process: mitotic spindle assembly; protein K63-linked deubiquitination; attachment of spindle microtubules to kinetochore. The coding region runs from base 45 to 1274 and encodes 409 amino acids.